AUGGCGACUAUUCAAGAUGACGAUGAGCUGUUAUUAGCUCGCAUUGGCUAUAAACAGGAACUUCGACGAGAGUUUUCUAAAUGGUCAACUGUCUCCUACGCUAUCUCCAUCCUCGGGGUCCUCGGCUCGGUCCCCGCAACCUUCGGCUCGCCCUUGGCGGCUGGUGGACCUGCAACAGCAGUCUGGUGCUGGUUGAUUGGGUCUUGUAUGGCAAUGUGCAUUGGCAGUUCCGUGGCAGAACUUGUAUCGGCAUACCCAACAGCAGGUGGAAUGUAUUUUGUCACAAAACAUGUUGUGCCGAAAGACCAAGUCCCUAUUUUCUCGUGGAUUCAAGGAUGGUGCAACCUACUAGGACAGACAGCUGGUGUGUCUAGCGUGGCGUAUACUGUCAGUCAGAUGCUACUGGCGUGUGUCAGUAUGAAUUCGGAUUUGGAAGAUGGGCAGUACUCAUAUUCACCUACUGCACUCCAAACAGUAUUGGUCUCUAUUGGCCUACUGUGUAUUCUCGGCGUGAUCUGCUCAUUGACAACCAAAACCCUUCAUCGGAUUAUUCUCUGGUUUGCACCAAUUAAUAUCACCGCCACCAUCGCCAUUUGCAUUGCAUUACUAUACCUAACCCCAGAUAAAAUGCCCGCAUCGUGGGUCUUUACCCACUUCACCGAUGGGUCUGGGUGGGGCUCUAAGACCUUCUCCUUCUUCUUGGGAUUCUUGUCUGUUGCUUGGACGAUGACGGAUUACGAUGGUACAACACACAUGUCAGAAGAGACCCACGAUGCUGCCGUUCGAGGCCCAGUCGCCAUCAGAACCGCCGUCUUCGUCAGUGGAGUAUUCGGAUGGCUACUAACCGUCUGUAUGUGUUUCUGUCUAACAGACUUUGAAGACAUCCUCAACUCGCCCACCGGUCUGCCAGCUGCGCAGAUCUUCCUCAACGCAGGAGGGAAAACAGGUGGUACAAUUAUGUGGGCAUUUGCGAUUCUAGUGCAGUUCUUCACUGGAUGUUCAGCCAUGCUGGCUGAUACCAGGAUGGCAUAUGCGUUUGCGCGAGACAACGCAUUGCCUUUUUCGAAGCUCCUCUCCAAAGUGAAUCCUAAGACACAUACUCCAGUGAACGCAGUCUGGUUCGUGGUGAUUUUCAGUAUUGCCUUGAACUGUAUCGCUGUUGGCUCUACUGAGACUGCGACGGCCAUCUUUAGCGUGACCGCACCGGCACUUGAUCUCUCUUAUAUCUCCGUUAUCUUGGCCCAUCAAAUUUAUAAGUCUAAGGUCAAGUUUGUUGAGGGGCCAUUUACCCUUGGUAAAUGGGGAACACCUAUCAACUACGUUGCUGUCACUUGGGUAGUUUUCAUCAGCACGAUUCUCUUCUUCCCAACUCAGCUUCCUGUGACGAGGGCCAACAUGAACUACGCUAUUUGUGUUGCAGCCUUUAUUGCUUUGUUUGCUUUGGUCUGGUGGUGGGCCGACGCUCGAGGAAAAUACACAGGUCCUCAGACUAAUGAUAUUAUUCGCGAGAUCCCAAGCGAAGACCCGGGAUAUGAGGCACACAAUGGCCAGGAGACUACCUAUGGGACUGUCUAA
Molecule: messenger RNA, 1575 nt
Organism: Penicillium malachiteum
Lineage: Eukaryota; Fungi; Ascomycota; Eurotiomycetes; Eurotiales; Aspergillaceae
Exons: 7
Coding region: 1-1575 (524 amino acids)
Biological process (GO): transmembrane transport; amino acid transport
Cellular component (GO): membrane
Molecular function (GO): transmembrane transporter activity
Source: RefSeq, a predicted model, not a curated record